Messenger RNA from Epinephelus lanceolatus (giant grouper), 4618 nucleotides. NCBI's taxonomy places the organism in Eukaryota, Metazoa, Chordata, Actinopteri, Perciformes, Serranidae. The record is from RefSeq and is a predicted model, not a curated record.
GUAGACAUAUAUGGCAGAACAAAGUUGGCCUACAAGUGGAAUACAGCCAACUGAAGGGCUAAUUCUAAGAUCAAUCAAAAUCUUGCACAAUGGUCCUUAAAUGUCAGAGAAGUGCAGAGAUGUCAGCCAGCCAUCUUGAACGACUUACUGUCUGUCAGAAGCUGAACAUAUAAGAAGAUAUACAUCACAGGAUAGAAAAAAACAUGGCAGAACAAAGUACAAGUGGACUACACCCAAAGCGUCCCAGGAUGGACUGUUUAACACAUUGUUCAGAUGAUGACUCAAACCUUGUGGCACCUAAAAAUACAGAUUCAUGGAGCACACUACUGACAGCAGCUGAAAUAAGAGGUCACAGACCAAUCCUUGACCUUGCUAAAAACCUACCUGAAUGUAGCAUACCAUCUGUAUUGUAUCACAGGAAGUGCCGUAGCAUCUUUACUAUGAAGAGAGACCUUAACAUAAUCCAGACUCAGAGUAAAAGUUCUGCAGAAAGAUCUCUCACAGAAGACUUCAGAAAAUCCACUCGACAAGGUCCAGUCACAUCAAGAGUGUAUGAAGCCAAAUGUAUUAUUUGUGACAAAUGCAGCAAGUAUUUGAAGGGUCAAAAUACAAAAGAGACUCUGACAAAAUGCUGUGAGUUGAGAGCUGAUGACACUCAGGAGAGCGGCUGAAAGCAAAGGCGAUACUAGGAUGCUAGCUAUAGUCAGUUAUGAACUAGUAGCAGCUGAAGGUCAUUACCACAGAUCCUGCUACAGGCUGUACACAAAGAAGCUAUAUAAAGACAAAGACACUGUUGACGCUGACAUGGAUAAGGCAGAAUCACCUUAUGAAUCCGCGGAAAGAAUGGCACUCCAAAAGGUUUUCACAUACAUUAGGGAAGACCUGAUAGAACAUCCUAGAGUGAUACCAUUCAGAGACCUGACCUCUAUACUGGUGACAGAAAUGACUGAAGGUGGUAUUUCACAAAUUAUACCUAAUACAAAGAGAUACCUACGACGUAAGGUUGAAGCAGAAUUCGGGGAAUCUUUACAUAUCAUAGCAAAUGGGCCCAAAAACCUGUUGGUAUACCCUAACAGUUUGACAAUGGAUGAACUUGUGAAGGUUUGCCAGGAACUUAAAGACGAACUGAAGGUUUCCAAAUCGAGCAGCGACAUAUCUGAAGUGGCAUUGAAGAUCAGACAUGAUAUUCGGAACCAAGUAAGUCCUCAAGUAUGGCCACCACAUGUGUCAGAUCUUGAGAAGAUGAACUGUGCUCCUGCAUCUCUAGUAGUGUUUCUUCAGACACUCCUAGCGGGUACAUCCAGAGUAGGAAAUAGCCCAUCUAAGAGAGUGCAAAGGCUCACAGCUUCAUUUAGCCAAGACCUGGUCUAUGCUGUUACCUGUGGCAAAGUCAAACCUACCAAACACAUUGUGUUGCCCUUUGCUGUCAAGUCACUCACUGGAAAUGUGGAACUAAUACAUAUACUGAACAGGCUUGGCCAUGGCGUUUCAUAUUCUCAGGUAGAGGAAAUUGACAAAGCCCUUUGUCUUCAGAAACAAGCAGCAAGUGGAGAUGUCGUCCCACUGCCACAAAAUAUCAAGCCUGGUCUGUUCACAACAUUGGCAUGGGACAAUAUAGACAGACUGGAGGAAACUCUCAGCGGAGAAGGGACAUCACACAGAGUGAAUGGAAUUGCUGUGCAAGCAAAGUAUAUUGAUGAUCAUCCUGCUGAAACCAGACAUUUACCUUGCAUCCCAAAAACUAAGAAGAGAAGCAUUGGAGCAGUAGAGAUGGUGCUUCCCAUUUACAAUGCAGGAAAGCGUGCCAAUCCUCCAGUUGUACAGACAGUUGAUGCUGAUCACACCACUGUUCUACAGGAUGCAGCAGACAGAAACCAUAUGUGGCUGAUAGCUCGCCAUUCCAACAACGAUAUUUGUAGCUGGACUGGGUUUAACAUCCUCACUCACAGCGACACAAGAGUACAAGAAAAUAGUAUCGGAUAUUUGCCAACAAUCAACGCUCCUGCCACACAGCUAUCAACAGCAAAUGAGGUUCUCCACCAAUCGAUGAGCAUCAUGAAGUCUCUGCAACUCAACAACAUUGUUGUUGUUUUUGACCAGGCAUUGUAUGCCAAAGCUGCCGAAAUCACCUGGAAACACCCAGAGAAAUUCAAGAACAUCAUCCUUAGAAUGGGGGUCUUUCAUACCAGCUGUAUUUUCAUGGCAACAAUUGGAAAACAUUUUGCAGAUGCAGGUCUAAGAGACCUUUGUGUAGAAGCAGGAGUGAUAGCUCAUGGUUCAGUCGCAGGGGUUAUUGAUGGUCACAGGUAUAAUCGAGAAAUAAGGCUCCACAAACUGCUCUAUGAGGCUUUCUUGACACUUGCCUGGAAAGGAUUUCAUCCCUGGUUAGAAGAGAAUCAUCCUGAAGAUCUCAUUCACUUGAAAGAAACUCUGCAAGCAGUCGGCAACCUGUGUGAAGAAGUAUCACAGCCCAGAUUUGAGGAAACCCUUGAGCAAGACUCAUGCCAGCGCACUCUGACACGUUUCAGUGAGUUCCUCAACUACCUUAGAGAAGACAAUGGUCCCCUCUCAGCCUUUUGGAUGUCUUACCUGGACAUGGUUGAGAUUUUGCUCAGUCUUAUUCAAGCAUCAAGAGAGGGAAACCAGAUGAUGCAUCUUGCAGCAAUCAGAGCCAUCAUUCCAUGGUGCUUUGCCUACGAUAAACUGAACUAUGCCAGAUACCUGCCAUACUACUAUGCCCAAAUGUCUUGCCUUGACAUUGAUUAUCCUGAUGUUUCUGCCCACUUUGUAGAGGGUGGUUUUUCUGUCCAGCUGGGAAGGAACAAUCCCUUUGGAAAGAUUCCAGUAGACCAGACGAUUGAAGAGACCAUAAACAAGGAUACUCAGACAGCUGGAGAAACCAAAGGUUUCAGCUUGAAAACUGCAGCUGUGACCAAAUACUAUCUCACUUCAGAAAACAGAAGUCGGUAUCUAAGGCAACUCAGGAACAUGACAGGCAAUGAGCCCACAGAAAGUGUCAGACAUCACGAUCUACAGAAGUCUAGGAUAGAGAAGGACAGGGCAGAUGUCAAUGCCUUUGUAGAACUUAUGCAGAAAGGCUGGGUAAACCCUCUAGGUCCAGAGGAGUCUGAUAUCAUCAGUCUUUCCACAGGAAUCACGGUGUCACCAAACAUAGCCAGUGAUCUGUUGCAAGCUCAACAGACCGGAGAGAAAGCAUAUAAAAAGUUCAGAAGUGAACGUUUGGAAAAAGGCUCACCAACAGCAAAGUUCCAUGACAAAAUGAAAAAACAGAACCUGAAGACAUUCUCAAGCACCACGCAAAGUAGAGUAAAUAAGGGACAAAACAAGGAGGUGGUCUUGAAAGCAGAUAGAAAUCUCUUUGGCCAUAUGAUCAUUGUUUCACAAAGUAGAGAUCUUCACAUUAAAGCUGUCCUGGCCCAUCCACUUGGCCCACUGCCUUGGGCACUUUCAAAUCCAGAUGGCUCACUGCGGAAAACUAACAAGGCUGCUCUUGCAAGAGAGUUGGAGAAAUCAGGGUCAGCAGUUGAAGAUAUUGGAAAACAGUCUGCGUGCAUCAUUGAUGGAAUGAGCCUUGUUCAAAAACUGAAAGGUGAUGGCAAGACCUUUGGAGAGAUUGCUGGAUCUGUGCUGAACCUAGUGCUGCACGAAGGAGGACACAGUGAGCAGAUAGAUGUGGUGUUUGAUGUAUACAGAAAAAAAUCAAUCAAGAAUGCUGAGAGAUGCAAUCGAGGUUCAGCAAGUAGCACUCAAUGGACAAGCAUUGCCCCAGGACACAAGGUUGUGCAGUGGAGAAAACUGUUAAGUAAUGCAGACAGCAAAACAGCCCUGAUAACGUUCAUCGUGGACCAGUGGGAGCAACCAGAGAACCUUCCAAAGCUUAAGGACAAGCAGCUGUUUGCAGCCUGUGGAGAUGCUAUUGUCUGAGCAAAACAGACUGGAAUGUUGUUGUAGAGCUGAAAUCCUCCCAUGAGGAGGCAGAUACCCGUAUGCUCUUACAUGCAAAUCAUGCCAGCCAGAAUGGCUUUCAAACCACAGUCAUUGUGAGCGAGGAUACAGAUGUCAUGAUCCUUUGUCUCGGAUACUGUGAGAAGAUAAACUGCCCCCUGUAUCUGAAAUGUGGCACUCAGAAUCGGACAAGAUACAUAAACAUCAGCAACCUUGCUCAGUUCCAGUUGCAGGGACUGUUUACAGCUGCAUAUACAGCGUGCCAACUACCAGGCAGCAGUGUGGAGGUGCUGCCUGGAAGGACAGCCAGACAUACCAGAGCCAAAAAGACAUGGGUGGACAACUGAUGACCAAGAAAGUGAUGAGGAAUACCUUCCACUUAUUCUUACAGGUAUGCUGAUGUUAGACUGGAUGCGAGGACCUCCAGCACCACUGGUUGUCCUGGAACUUAUGGCCUGCAAAUGUGUACGGAUCUGCAAGCUUCCUGACUGCUCCUGCCUUGCAAACAGACUGAAGUGCACAGAAAUGUGCAAGCUACAAACCUGCACCAGUCAGAGAGAGGAGGAGGAGGAUGUAGAAGUUAAUGUGACACUAGACGACUAUGAUGAUAAUGAUGAUGAAGAAGAGGAAUAAAGAGAGCAUGAAUACUUGA